This is a messenger RNA of Polychytrium aggregatum, 750 nucleotides long. RefSeq lists its product as uncharacterized. The coding region runs from base 1 to 750 and encodes 249 amino acids. The record is from RefSeq and is a predicted model, not a curated record. The transcript has 4 exons. NCBI's taxonomy places the organism in Eukaryota, Fungi, Chytridiomycota, Chytridiomycetes, Polychytriales.
AUGAGCUUUAUUAUCGUAAAAUACGGUGCUAAUGAAGAAAAGAUUCUGAACCCGAAUUGUCUAUGCUCUGUCCUGCUGAACCACAUCAAAAAGGCACCCGCCAUUCUGAGCGCUCUGGGGCUACAGCACCCCUUUUCCGAGCCCGUCGAUCUAGCCUUGGAGACCGGAGAGGUCAUUGAUCUGCUUAACAAGCCCCGGGAAUACGCCAAGCGCUUCGUAGAGCCGAGGGGCGUCUAUGUGCUGGUCAAAGUCGUGUCAGAGGAGACCGAGGAAACGGUGGCGCAAUACGUUCCUCUCCUGGAACAAACUGGAGACUCCAAGGUCAAGUACUCAUUAUCGUCACAAAGCCGGCAAAAGUACAAGUACGGCAAAUAUGCCUCGGGUUCAACUGGCCAGUCCAUUGCCGAUUCAAACGACAGCGGCGGUGGCGGUGGUGGUGGUGGUGGUGGCGAUCGAAAGGGGCUUGGUGGGAAAGCGCGCCGAUACGGGGGCUCGAGUGUCUCGCAAUCGAUAUCGCACGAUGCCUCGGCCUCGCAGGGCUUGUCGUCAAAUCAGAGUCUGAGCUCCAACAGCAUGAUGGCCAGCCCAGGGCAGUCCUCCGGGACAUCUGCAGCCGCCGCCAACCAGUCCAGCACGCUGAGUCCCAACUCGGCUGCCGCCGGCAAGUCCCCGCAUCCUCCAAACUCCAAACCGGACACGGCCAACCCCCGGCCCCCGCAACCCAAGCGCAGCGUGGUGUCGCGCAACUAG